Ochotona curzoniae (black-lipped pika) is the source of this 608-nucleotide messenger RNA. RefSeq names its product family with sequence similarity 174 member C (gene FAM174C). The record is from RefSeq and is a predicted model, not a curated record. Gene Ontology annotation, cellular component: extracellular region. The transcript has 3 exons. NCBI's taxonomy places the organism in Eukaryota, Metazoa, Chordata, Mammalia, Lagomorpha, Ochotonidae. The coding region runs from base 1 to 324 and encodes 107 amino acids.
AUGGGGCCGCUGCUGCUGCUGCUCCUGCUGCGGGCGCCGCUCGGGGCCGCGGACGCCGCCAACGGGAGCCGGCCCGUCGUGCCGCACAACGCCACGCGCGCCUGGCCGCCGGCCGCCACCGGCUCGCCGCUGCAGCGAACCUUCUACGUGGUCGUGGCGCUCGGCGGCCUGACCGCGCUCUACUUCCUCAUCCGGGCUCUCAGGUUGAAGAAGCUGCAGCACAGGAGGUACGGGCUCCUGGCCAAUACAGAGGACGCCUCCGAGAUGGCCUCGCUGGACAGUGAUGACGAGCCGGGCUUGGAAGCCAGGCACCCACGAUGGUAGCACAGGGCCUCCCCUGAUGCUGUUGCCAUGGGGCCUGGGAGGACUCCGGCUGACCCGAGACCCUCGGCACAGAGCGUCAAGCUGAGCGCUCUGGCGCAUCCUCAGCUCCCUUCUCACACACACAUUGCUUCGCUGGACUUGGCGUGGGACAGCAUGGAAGCCAGCCCAGGGGACGCGAUACCCCCUCCCCGCAAUGGUCAGUGUGUUGUCCCCAAUGUCACACAGCAAUGGACUGAGGGGCUGCUGUGUGGGCAGGGGACAAUAAACGUGGCGGUAGCUCUGGC